UUCUUUCUAUUAAUAAACAAUUUUGUGCGACUGUUCGUAGCAUCCAUUGCUGAAUUCUCCAAGCUCUGAGUCUAGUUCUGUACGAUGUUCUCUCUCAAAGAUAUACCCCCCACAGCCUCCACAUUGUUCUCCGCCUAUGCUUCCUUCGCCGCCUCCAUGAUGCUAGUCCGCUCCAUGGCCAACGAGCUCGUCCCGCACCAGCUCCGCUCCUACCUCUUCUCCGCCGUGCGCUCUCUCUUCACCCCUCUCUCCUCUACUCUCACCCUCGUCAUUGACGAGCGCUGCGGUAUGGCCCGGAACCAGGUCUACGAUGCCGCCGAGGUCUACCUCGGCACCAAGAUCAGCCCCUCCAACGAGCGCCUCCUCGUCGGCAAAACCCAACGCCAAAAGAACCUCAGCGUCGCCAUCACGAAGGGCGAGGAGAUCCUGGAUAGGUUCGAGAACAUCCAGCUCAGAUGGCGGUUUGUCUGCAUCGAACCCAAGAACCCGUACUCCAACGAGCAGCGUUGGUUCGAGCUGAUCUUCAACAAAAAAUUCAAAGACAAGGUGUUCGACUCUUACCUCCCUCAUGUUCUGCUCAGAGCCAAAGCCAUUAAAGAGGAGGACAGGGUAGUGAAGCUUUACAACCGUGAGUGCCCAUUUGGCGACGAGGAAGGAGGGGGCCGGGGCAUGUGGGGGUCGAUCAAUCUGGAGCAUCCGGCCACAUUCGACACCCUGGCCAUGGAUCCCGAGCUCAAAAAGGCCAUAAUUGACGACUUGGACAGGUUCUUGAGGGGGAAGGAGUUUUACAAAAGGGUGGGAAAGGCUUGGAAGAGAGGGUAUUUGUUGUACGGCCCUCCUGGUACUGGCAAAUCGAGCUUGAUCGCUGCCAUGGCUAAUUACCUCAAGUUUGACAUCUAUGAUUUGGAGCUAACCAGCAUUUACUCCGAUUCCGAUCUGAGAGGGGUCUUGUUGUCCAUCACCAAUAGGUCUAUUCUGGUCAUUGAAGAUAUAGAUUGCAGCGUGGAAAUGCAGGGUUGGAAAAAUCAGGAUGCCCACCAUGAACCUUCUCAGACCAAGUUGACAUUAUCGGGUCUACUAAACUUCAUUGAUGGUCUGUGGUCGAGCUGUGGGGACGAGCGAAUCAUCGUGUUCACGACCAACCACAAGGACCGGCUCGACCCAGCCUUGUUCCGUCCCGGCCGGAUGGACAUGCACAUCAACAUGUCAUACUGCACCAGCCGUGGGUUCAAGCUCUUGGCCUCUAACUACCUCGGUGACGGCGCUCACCGCCGCGACUGCCACCACCUGUACGCAGAGAUCGAAGGCCUGAUAGACAGCACGCAGGUGACCCCAGCCGAGGUUGCCGAAGAGUUAAUGAAGAGCGAUGAUGCCAAUGUUGCUUUCCAAGAGCUUGUGAGUUUCCUCAAACGCAAAAAGGAUGAAAGCGAGGAGAUUAAAGAUGAUGUGCGGACUAACAAGAGUGAAGAAGAUCAUGAGGCAAAGAGGUUGAAAACUAAUUGUAAUGUGAAUGGGUUCGUUAGGAACAAAAUCAGGGGAAGAGGUGGAAUAUUUGAAAGAGCAGCAAGAGGCCGGGGAUUAUAUUCAUUCCACCAGUAUGAAAUGUGAGUGUAUUUCGGCCAUCUAUUUCUUGAAUAAAAAAAUAAAAGAAAGAGAGAAAUAUUUUGUCAAUAAAAAGAUAUUUUAAGAUAUGAUUUUAAGAAA
Messenger RNA from Carya illinoinensis, 1704 nucleotides. RefSeq names its product AAA-ATPase At2g18193-like. The record is from RefSeq and is a predicted model, not a curated record. Gene Ontology annotation, molecular function: ATP hydrolysis activity; ATP binding. The transcript has 2 exons. The coding region runs from base 85 to 1608 and encodes 507 amino acids. Lineage: Eukaryota; Viridiplantae; Streptophyta; Magnoliopsida; Fagales; Juglandaceae.